Messenger RNA from Entamoeba invadens IP1, 1278 nucleotides. RefSeq lists its product as hypothetical. Lineage: Eukaryota; Evosea; Mastigamoebida; Endamoebidae. Bases 1 to 1278 code for a protein of 425 amino acids. The record is from RefSeq and is a predicted model, not a curated record. The transcript has a single exon.
AUGUCAACUUUAUCAAGUUUUCAUGUAAUGAUUGUUUCGAAUUAUUUUGUUACAAUCAAAGAUUUUAUCAACUUAGAGUUUGUGUGUAUAAAGUUUCGUGGUAAUAUGAAUAAGUUUCACUUCAACCCAAUUUCAUUGAGUUACAAAACGAUAAAAUAUUUUCCAAACAUUGAGACUCUUCAUUUAUAUCAAAAAGAUGACGAGAAUUUUGAAAAUAUUAUUUUUGUCAACACGGAAAAUAUUGGAAACAAUGAUGUUGAUGAAGAUAACGAAUACAUUGAUGAAAAUGAAGAUGAUUAUUAUAAAUACAUUGAAGACACUGAUGGAGAUGAUAUAAUUGAAAAUAAUGAAAAUAAUGAAAACAUUGAUAUCAAAAGAAACGAUGAAGACAAUAAUGAUAAUGAAGACACGAGCAAUGACGAAAAAGAUGAAAACUUUGAUGUUAAUAAAGACACUGAAAUUGAUAAAAGUGACAAAAACACCAUCAAUAUUCAAGAAUUAAAUAUAAACAAACAAAUUGUUCCAACAAAAAUGUUUUAUCAAAUCAUUGUUUGGUUUAACGUUGAUUAUGUCACUGUUGACAAUAACAAAGGUCGAAAAAUUAUGUUUAAAAAUGUUACUUACACAAAAAACAAUAGACAAAAAUUUGGUAAUAACAUUCCAUUUGGUGUGACAUCAAUUGGUGAUCAAUGUUUUAAAGCAUGCAAAAGUUUAAUAAAUGUUACAAUACUUUCAAGUGUCACAUCAAUUGGAAAAGGUUGUUUUGAAGUAUGCAGCAGACUGAGCAGUGUUGAUAUACCACCAAGUGUGUCAUCAAUGGGUGAAAGUUGUUUUUGUGGAUGUAGUAAUCUGAGUUAUGUUACAAUACCAUUAAAUGUCACAUCACUUGGGGAUUGGAGUUUCUAUAAAUGCACCAGUCUUAGAGGUGUUACAAUACCAUCAAAUGUGACAUCAUUGGGUUAUAAUUGUUUCAGAGAAUGUUUCAGUUUGAGCAGCGUUAAAAUACCAUUAAGUGUGAAAUUAUUUGGCAAUAAUUGUUUUGAAGAAUGCAUCCGUCUAAGUCGUGUUACAAUACCAUCAAAUGUGACAUUAAUAAAUGAUCAUUGUUUCAGAGAAUGCUACAACCUGAGCAGUGUUAAAAUACCAUCAAGUGUGUCAUCAAUAGGUAAAAGUUGUUUUUUUAAUUGUAGUAGUCUCACCAGUGUGACAAUACCAUCGAAUGUAACAUCAUUAGGUGUUGGUUGUUUUCCAACAUAUACAGUUGUUAAUCGUGAGUAA